UCAAAUUCACUUCAAAAAUCUUCACUAUUUCUUCUAGCUUUCAUAACUUCUUUAAUUUCCUCUUCACUAAAAGUUACAAAUCUAUUGGCAUUUGGCCAAACUAUACUCAUUAUUUCUUCAAGUUAAAAAAUGGAUAUGGUGAUGAAGUUGGGAGCAUCAAGCGGGGUGGUGAUUUUCACCAAGAGUAGUUGUUGCAUUUCUCACAGCAUUGAAACCCUAAUUCGUAGUUUUGGAGCAAACCCUACGGUUUACGAGCUCGAUACACAUCCAAAUGGGAAGCAAAUGGAGAAGGCAUUGAUUGAAUUAGGGUGUCAUCCAAGUGUACCAGCAAUAUUUAUAGGGAAAGAGUUAGUUGGUGGUGCAAAUGAGAUAAUGAGCCUUAAUGUGAGGGGCAAGCUUAAACAAUUGCUCAUUAGGGCUAAUGCAAUUUGGGUAUAGAAAUUAAUUAAUAAUGACUAUAGGCUAUAGCUAUGAAACAUAGAAAGUUACCACUUAUAGAGAGUCUUUUUGUUUAAUUUCUAGCUCUCAUAUAUUUCUUCUUGAGGUAUAAAUAAAAAGUAGUUACACUAUUGUCAUAUACGUAGGUCAUGGAUAGUCUUUUCUUUUUGGCAAUCUAGUAGCAUAUCUUUAUGUAUUGGAUUUUAAUCUAAAGUAUCAAUAAUAUCUUAUUAUACUACUUUG
Messenger RNA from Solanum stenotomum, 681 nucleotides. RefSeq names its product monothiol glutaredoxin-S1-like. The transcript has a single exon. Lineage: Eukaryota; Viridiplantae; Streptophyta; Magnoliopsida; Solanales; Solanaceae. Bases 130 to 438 code for a protein of 102 amino acids. The record is from RefSeq and is a predicted model, not a curated record.